AACCCCCCAUCACCGCCCUUUACAGUUUGUUUACAAGUAUCAAAGUUGUAAUUGAGGAGCUGCCAAAGACACAUCAGGAUAUUUUUUUUACCCCCUUCUUUGUGUUAGGGAGUGAUGUGCAACUAAUUAAAGGCAGACAGGCGGAUUAGCGUCUGCAAAUCCAAGCCCCCCCAAUACAGAGGCUGCUGUGACAGUUCCUGGGGAGGAGAGAAUGCCAGCGGAGAGGCUGCCUGAGACUUCGCCGUCUGCAGAGAUGCACCCCGAAGAGGAUUAGAGGGCAACGCGCUCCCCCCUUCCCUCCCCCCCCGACUGACCCCGCCGGCCACCCCGCACCCGCCCCUGCCCACCCGACGGCUCCAGUGGCCCUCCUCCCCACCCUGCCCUUCCCUCCCCUGACCCUCCCCGGUCCCCCCUUCCUCUCCUCCUCUUCCUCCUCCUUCCCCUCCACCCUGUUGCCCCAAGCCCACCCGCACCCCUUGGGCACCAUGAACACCAACGUGUGCGUGGAGACGGGGCCCAACCCCGAGGCGCCGGGGCUGCCCAAGGAGAACCACCUGCCCGAGGGCGCGCUCAACAGCCUUGUGGAUUACAACUCGGAGAUGGAGAGGUACCGCUCCUUCGCCACCUUCUACAAGACCAACGGCGGGGCCUUCCCGCAGGCGGCCAAGAUCGCGCGCAUCACCACCCCUAUCUUCCCCAGUGCCGCCGCCGCGGCCGCCGCGCGCAUCGGCAUGUCCCCCUGGAACUGCGACACGGCCACGGCCGCCGCCGCCACCGCCAUGCUCUGGGGCAGCGGCGCAGGAGGCGGCGGCGCGGGCGUCGGCGGCCCCAACCCGGCGGCCGCCGCGGCGGGCGGCGUGGCCCGGAAAGCGUCCUCUUCGGCGGCGGCGGCUGCCGCUGCGGCCGCCGCCGCCGCGGCCUCGUCAGUCGCAGCGUCGGCGUCCGCUUCGCCCGCCUCUUCUCUGCACGCCGCCAGCAGGAGCGGCGGCGGCGGCGGCAGCCUGCACCAUCGGAACGAGUCCCAGAGGCUGGGCAAGCCUGGCUGCGCGCCAGCCGAGCAGGCCUCGUUGCAAAUGGCAAAUAAUAAUUUCCUCUCCACCUUAGCCCCUGAACACUGCAGACCUUUGGCUGGGGAAUGCAUGAACAAGCUCAAAUGCGGCGCUGCUGAAGCAGAGAUAAUGAAUCUCCCCGAGCGCGUGGGGACUUUUUCCGCUAUCCCGGCUUUAGGGGGCAUCUCAUUACCUCCCGGGGUCAUCGUCAUGACAGCCCUUCACUCCCCCGCAGCAGCCUCAGCAGCCGUCACAGACAGUGCGUUUCAAAUUGCCAAUCUGGCAGACUGCCCGCAGAGCCAUUCCUCCUCCUCUUCGUCCUCCUCCCUGGGAGCCGCCGGAGGAGGAGGGGGAGGAGGCGGGGGAGGGGGAGGAGGAGGUGGCGGCGGCGGCGCUGGAGGAGGAGGAGGGGCAGGCAACCCUGCCAAGAAGAAGAGGAAAAGGUGUGGGGUCUGCGUGCCCUGCAAGAGGCUCAUCAACUGUGGAGUCUGCAGCAGUUGCAGGAACCGCAAAACGGGACACCAGAUCUGCAAAUUUAGGAAAUGUGAAGAGCUAAAGAAAAAACCUGGCACUUCACUAGAGAGAACACCUGUUCCCAGCGCCGAAGCAUUCCGAUGGUUCUUUUAAGCAGUAGUAUAUCUUAUUUUCAAGGCAGCCUGAAGUGAAUGGCAAGCUAAAGUCUUGUUUUAAGAAACUGCUUAGUCCACCACUGAAGAAUAUAUUAAGAUACUAUUUUCAUUUAUGUAUAGGGGUUUCCUCAAAAGCAAAUUAUCAAGUAGAGUGGUCUCCAGGUAAGAGGAGGGGGGGAAGCAGCACUGUAGAACACUUCUGAGACAAAAUGGAACUCCCUGCACUAAAUUACCUGAAAUCUGGCUCCGAUCCCAUCAAGGAUUGAUGGCUCCUUUCCCAUCAGUUGGCUUCUAUCCCAUCAAGUUCACAGUCUGAUGUUUGUUGAACGACUGGCCCACUGUGCUUCAUAGUUCGCUAUCUCAUGUUUCCAUGUUGUUCAAACAACCCUCAUGCAGUCACUCAACCACUCUCUCUCCAAAUAACCCAGUUGCAUCCUUUCCAAUUGGUUCUAUUCUAACUUCUGCUGUUUGCUUUCCUCUCUAGUGGCCCUCUGCAUAAGAGAACACUAACCAGCUUCAUGAGGGCUGCUCUCUUAUCAGGAGACCACCGUAUCUGGGACCCUGGGGAAUUGGCCAGUUUACUCACAUUCAGUACACCAAUUCUUUCUUUGAUGUAAUUUAGCUAUUCUAGUGAAGUUGUUGUCUAUUUUUAAAGUGGCUGUAAAAAAAAAAAAGUUUGGGUAAACCCCUGCUAUAAAAUAAUGUAUCUUUACAAAUUACCAUAUCUACAUUUUCCAAUAUAUGUGUUUCAGUACUGUAAACUGUACAGAUAGCAGCUUGUAUUUUGUGUGUUUAGACACAAGGAGACAAUCACGUCUGAGCAUCUAUGGAGAUUAACUGUUUGUACACAACAGUGUGGUUCUGCAAAUUAAAUCUGGAGCAAUAAAUUCAAGCUUUAAGUAUUAUUUUUGCCAGUUGUCCAGUAGCAGCAGGAAUGGCGGUGCUGUUUUUUCAAAACAUGCAUCCUUUCACUGAAACUUAAUGUGAAGUUUUGCAAGAGUAAAUAUUAUGAUGCAUCCACCAGACACUUUCAGACCAUACUGUUGUAUGAAAGGAAGACAUAAAACAUUAUGGUUAAUCUUUGUGAGCACUAUAUUAGAGUAGCAAUUACGCACUUGCAUUGCUUUGGAAAGAGCUUUAAAGACUGGGAUCCCCCCAAAGCACGUGCUGUUAAUUGAGUGACUUUGUACUGCACCCCAUAGUAGAGUUUACAGCAUAGGUGGACAUACAAAAUCAAUUUUCCAGAGAGUUAUAUAAAACUUGCUUUAGAAUGCAAAAUGAAGAGAGUACCAUAUCUUAAGGGUGGGGGGGAAUCUAUGACUCAAUAUAUUUACCUUCUCACUGAAAGUUCCUUUAUAGACCUUUCAGUAGAAAAAUAAUUAAAAACUUUAUAAAGUAUAUGAAACUAUUUUCGCUCAAUGUGCAGCAUUCAGUUCUUAGACUAGUUUGUAAAUUUAGAUGGAGUUGGGUCUUUUCUUCAGUCUUCUCAUCAGGUCGUGAAGGCCUGAAUAUCAUUAAGGUGUUUACAAAAAUUAGGACUUUAAUAAAAUAAAAGUGAGAGAAACAAUGAUAUCUAUUUUCUUUAAGCAAUUGCCCUGUAUCAGCCCCUUAGGCAGUCAAGGGAUUUCUCCAAUGUGAAAUUUCAGCUACAAUUGCCAACACUGGGUUUGUUGAUGAAGCUAUGGUCAAAUUAUUAAUAUUAAAUAAAGCAAUGGUAUGCAGGUUACUUCAUCACCUUGACCAUCUCAUCAAAUUACAAUGCUACACAUAUAUGUGGGGGUUUUUAAAGUGUGAAUUUUCAGUGCUAGUGGGUGGAAAAAAGAGGGAUUUUUUCCCCCUAAAAAGAUAUCUUUUUUCUAAAAAGAGAAAAGGGGAAGAGAUUUAGGAAUGUUCAUGGCCUUAGUUGUGCUAAAUCUGGACUGAAUGGAGAGUGUGAAAGCUCCCACAGAAUUAUGAAACUAUCUGGCAGAUCAUUAUGCUUCAUCUUUUUUAUUUUAUUUUUAAAAAGUUAAUUUAUAGCCCUCCUGAUUGUGGAGGGGGGGGGGAAACUAAAACAUACUGGCAGCUUCCUAAAGAAAGGUGUACAAACCAGAGGCUUUCUGUAUGGCAUUUCCACUUGCCUUGUGGUGGUGAUUAUGACUUCUGUAUUCAGCACAGCCCUUAUAUCAGAAUAUGCUUUCCCCCUUUCCUAUAAGGGUGCAUAUAUGGGAUAGCUUAGCAUUGAUGGGUUACUCAUUAACACACUUUAACUACUCUUGUUUUACUCACAAUCACGCUUUCAUAUUCAAAAGAAGGGAUUUCCCACCUUUGCAUUGCAUGCCUAGGGAUGAGGAUGCCAAUCACUUUUGUGAUUGUGAGUACAGAAUGAGAUGUGGUAGAUAUUCCUGGUCAACUAAUUUAAAGCCUGUGAUCUUGUGAAUGUGACUUUUUAUACCUGUUCCCUCCAUUGGAGUUUUGCACAUCAUUUUCCUUACCUGUCUGCUCUCACCCACUCACUGCCACAAAACUGAAAAAAGAUGAACAUUUUGCAUCAGGAACAAAAGAUUCAAAUAUAUGCAAAGUCAGUUGAUUUGCAUAAUAUAUUCUUGUUGAGGAAUGCCUUGUCACAAAAUAUGAGGUUUUGGGUAAAGAAUUCUAAUGUCCACACAGAUGCAAUAAUAGGACAUGCCCACAUACAAUUUCUUACCUUAGCCAUUUGUACAUGUCCCUUGUUUUCAUUUUAUCAUGGGCCAAAUUCACAUGCUUCAAGGCUACUGGGUGUUGUGGACAGCAGUAAAGCGUGAUUUAAGAUGAGCAGAAAAGGCCAUCCCUAUCAAUCAUUUCUCUGCUCUGACUUGUUUUCAACUGCCUUUAAGAACAAGAGUUUGUUAAUCAGUUUUUAGUAUCCGUUUUGUGACCAUCUAACCUCUGAAAGUAGGAAAGUUUAGGAGUGGAAAUUGGUUUUCUUUCAUCACACAGCAAGGACAUGCUAUGUAAUCCAGAGAAAGUGAAGCCUACUGAAAUCCCACUGAAAUCAAUGGCGUUUAAGUGCUUAAACGUUCUCAUAAGACAAUGGAUGCCUAUGAGAUAUGUGAAUUUAACUUUUUGAAGAUUGAGCCCAUUGAGUUCCAGAUUCUUUUCACAGCUCUGUACAUCUUUGGGACAUUUCUCUGCGGUUUUCUACUGGAAAGCCUGCAUGAUAUGGAACAUUCUUCUCAUGUAGAGUUGUAACUAUACAAAGAAAGGGCUAAUUCUAAUGUGUGGAACGUAUCUGUGUGAAUGUUCCCAUAUCCACACCUACCUCACACAUGGGCUGCACCUGGCCAGUUUUUCAUGUGUCUAUGCCCUGAUAUGCAAAGGACUGUGAGAAUAGUCAAAAAGUGUUAAAUAGGAGGCAAAAUAUAAGUAAUAACUUCGUUUUGUUUGUGUGUUUGGUGUAGAAAGGUCAGGAUAAGCAUGGGGAACUGGAAGCAAUACCAAGGUUGUAUGAAGUGGAAGGGCUGAUAUAUUGGCAGAUCAUUAGGUGGUUACAUAGUUCUGAGGUGCAUGCAACAUGGCAUCAUAUUCAUACCUGCAGGGAAGAAAUAACACUCCAUUUCCAGUAAUAUCAUUAAUAAAAUAAAUAACCAUACUGCAAACUUUUACAUUUUUUUUAGUUGUAAAAUUGUGUACCUGGUGUUAUUUCAUUUUAGCUGUUCUGCUCCAAGGCUCUUGCAGGCACCUGCAAGUACAGAGAUGGAAGGUGCUUUUCUAGCACUUCUGGAAUCCAGACCAGUUGGCUGUUUUGACUCAUGCUAACAACUGCCAGGGCUCGGCCAAGAUUUUGCUGUUCUAAGGGGCUGCCAUGCAUGGUCUGAGAAGUAUAACUCGGCAUCUCCUGCGACAUUGUGAUAUCGUAAGAUAUCCUGAAGUGUGCCUCUUAGAUUGCAUGCAGCAUCUGUUUCCCUUUGGCAUCUUGCUGCUGAGCAUCAAAUGACCCUUUCCCUUGAGCAACAAUAUAGUAGUCACUCAGCAUGCUAAAAUACUGCCUCCAAUGACCAGUUGGAAAGCUUGCAUAAUUGGGCUGGCCCUGGUGCCUCUUAGUCCAUAUGACUGAAAGGGAGGGGUACAGUUCAGGCUGUUCAGUAUAUAGGGCUGACUUCCUGUCACCCAAGAGAAAAGGUGUCCAUCCUUCCUGGGGGACACAUCUGCAUUCCUUGUUGUGCGCCAUCUAGAUGAGCCCCUUAUCAUUUCUCUUCCAUAAUUGUGGAGCAAUAGAGCUACAUACGACCCCUUUUUUUCAUGUGACAAAGAAAAAACAAAUUAACAAAACCAAACUGAUAAUUGAUUAUCAGUAUUGCAAAUGAUUGAGGCCUUACUUGCCCAUCUGGCUGGUCAGCUUGCCUUGUUUGGAAGGAAUUUUGUGAUUGCUGUUAACAAAAGUAGGGACAGAAUUCAGUUCGGGCUACAUUAGAUGUACAAUGAUUCAUAGCGAUGUACUUACUGUCUAAUACCCUGAUGUUUGCAUGUGUCAAUGUGGUUUCAUUUCUGGGUUCUUUUUGGUUUGAUUGAUUUUAAAGAACUAAUAAAUUUGUAUAUUGUAAUUGUGAUGUUUUACAUGUCAAGAUCUGAAUUGUUAAAAAUUCCAAACCUGUUAAUUAUUUUUUAAAAGCACAUGAAUGUCUUUACUUUGAUUCCUGAAAAAUGUUUGAGGGGUGUUUUUCUUUUUAGUAUAGUUCCACAGUAUUGUCAAGAUUUUUCAUUUGACCAACACAUUAUUUGUAUGAUGUAGUACAUAUCUUAGAGCAUUUUGAUUAUGGGUGUUUGAAGAAGGAAAUCUCUUUUCUGGCCUCUGAUCCUCUUUUUCUCCUGUAUGUGCUAUCAAUUUAUUUGUAACAUAGAUUACUAUCAGUGUCUAAUCUCAUUUGUGUUUCCUAAAAUGUCCUUGAAUAUUUUAGAAUCUAUAAUAUGACCUUUCAUCCUUCCCCCACAUUUUUUAAUGAGCAAAAAGAGAGAGAAUUAUAUGAGCGAGAAAUAAUUUCUUGUAGGGACUCUCCUUUUACGUCAGACAAAGGGGCAUCUCUGCAAAUACCAAUAAAUGUGUUUGCAGAGCGCCGUCCUCCAUUAAAAUGAACAAGGAAGCACAUCUCGUUCAGGAACUCUGUGCAUGCCUCAGAAUAUUUGUGAGGCUCAAGGUUAAGACAAAAGAGCAUACAUCAACUUUGAUGUCUCGUAAAACAGAGCAUUAAGUAUGCCAAACUAAAUGCAGUAUUUUCUACUACACGGCAGAUAAACCUGUUCAAUUAUAAGGCUGCUAGGGAAGUGCACAUAGGCAUUAUGGGAAUUAAUAACAGACAACUCUAUAAGAGAAAGGAAAUAUUCCCUUUUGUUCCGAACCCCCUGGUAUGUGUCGUACAAUUAACACUAAAGAAUAUGAAGUCUUUAAGCUGGCUAUGUCUGUAAUCAAAUAAUGAAAAAAGAAAGUAAUUAAAUGAACAUACCAUCCAGGGUCGAAUACAUCCAGCAAAAAGCAGUGGUUGGUCUUUGAUCAUGGUUGGAUGCAUAGUGAUAUCAAACGGUUGGUUCUCAUGUAACAGCUAAAUGUUUCAGAUUUUGUUUUUAUUAAAUUUGGCAGUUUCACACUGAGAUCUGCUGAUUCCUGGCAAAUAAGAGACAGCUCAAAUGUGAGAAAGUGUUCCAUUUUCACAAUUGCAGGGAGCUAGGAUUACCGUUUUUCUCAGAAACAUGGGCCACAAAAAUGUACUCCUUUCACACUGUUCUCCUAUUUCUGAACUGUGCAGUUAUCUAUUAAAUUUUCUAAUAGAUCUUUGUGUAAGGUGUAUGUAUGCUUGUGCAAUUAUGAAAAAAAGCAGUUUUGGAAAAUGGUGUAUUUAUUUCAAAUCACUUAUGGGGCAUGUACAAAACUGUAUAAAACAUUCAAUUUGCCCAGUAAAGUUGUUUUUGUGAUAUUUCUGUGUUGUUGAAUAAAGGAAUUUAGUACUCUAAA
Molecule: messenger RNA, 7643 nt
Organism: Hemicordylus capensis (graceful crag lizard)
Lineage: Eukaryota; Metazoa; Chordata; Lepidosauria; Squamata; Cordylidae
Gene: CXXC4
Product: CXXC finger protein 4
Exons: 3
Coding region: 486-1676 (396 amino acids)
Cellular component (GO): nucleus
Molecular function (GO): zinc ion binding; methyl-CpG binding
Source: RefSeq, a predicted model, not a curated record